Molecule: messenger RNA, 3786 nt
Organism: Condylura cristata (star-nosed mole)
Lineage: Eukaryota; Metazoa; Chordata; Mammalia; Eulipotyphla; Talpidae
Gene: IRS4
Product: insulin receptor substrate 4
Exons: 1
Coding region: 1-3786 (1261 amino acids)
Biological process (GO): insulin receptor signaling pathway
Cellular component (GO): plasma membrane; cytosol
Molecular function (GO): phosphatidylinositol 3-kinase binding; insulin receptor binding
Source: RefSeq, a predicted model, not a curated record
AUGGCGAGUUGCUCCUUCGCUCGCGACCCAGCGACAAGGAGACUGAGAACUGCAGCAGCGGCCACAGCGGCGGCCGGAGCUGCGGCAGCGACCACCCCACUUCUUUCCUCGGGAACCCCGACCGCACUCAUUGGGACCGGGUCGUCUUGUCCGGGAGCCAUGUGGCUCUCCACGGCCACGGGCUCCCGGUCAGACUCCGAGUCCGAUGAGGAGGACCUCCCCGUCGGGGACGAAGUCUGCAAACGCGGCUACCUGAGGAAACAGAAGCACGGGCACCGGCGCUACUUCGUGCUCAAACUCGAGACCGCCGACGCCCCGGCUCGCCUGGAAUACUACGAAAAUGCCAGGAAGUUCCGGCACAGUGUCCGCGCCGCGGCGGCUGCAGCGGCGGCGGCUGCUUCGGGCGCCUCGGUCCCCGCGCUCAUCCCGCCGCGGCGCGUGAUCACCCUGUACCAGUGCUUCUCGGUGAGCCAGCGAGCCGACGCCAGGUACCGACACCUCAUCGCCCUGUUCACCCAGGACGAGUACUUCGCGAUGGUGGCCGAGAACGAGUCGGAGCAAGAGAGCUGGUACUUGCUGCUCAGCCGCCUCAUCCUCGAGAGCAAACGCCGCCGCUGCGGCACGCCCAGCGCGCAGCCUGAGGGAGAGCCGGCCGCGCGGGCGGUGGCAGCGGCGGCGGAGCCACCCUUCUACAAAGAUGUGUGGCAGGUAAUAGUCAAACCCAGGGGGCUGGGGCACCGAAAAGAGCUGAGCGGCGUGUUCCGGCUGUGUCUUACCGACGAGGAGGUCGUAUUUGUGAGGCUCAACACCGAAGUGGCCAGCGUGGUCGUCCAGCUCCUGAGCAUCCGUCGCUGCGGGCACUCGGAGCAGUAUUUCUUUUUGGAAGUCGGCAGGUCCACCGUCAUCGGCCCAGGGGAGCUCUGGAUGCAGGUUGAUGACUGUGUGGUAGCCCAAAACAUGCACGAACUGUUUUUGGAGAAGAUGCGAGCCCUGUGUGCAGAUGAAUACAGAGCCCGCUGCCGCAGCUACAGCAUCAGCAUCGGCGCCCACCUGUUAACCCUGCUGUCCACUAGGAGGCACCUGGAGAUGCUGCCGCUGGAGCCCGGCGGCUGGCUCCGAAGGUCCCGCUUUGAGCAGUUUUGCCACCUCAGGGCCAUCGGGGACGGGGAAGACGAGAUGCUGCUCACCCGGCGCUACAUCACCCCCAGCGAGCCUGUGCCCCAUUCCAGGCGGGAAAGACUGCACCUGCCCCGAGCGCGCAGGUCCCGGAGAGCGCUCUCAGUGCCAGCCAGCUUUUGUCGCCGCUUAGCACCGAGCCCGGUGCGUGCCUCGCACCCGGCAGAAGCUCCCGUCUGCAGAGCUUGCCCGUCCGCUGAAGUAGCAGGGGCCGGCUCUGGCAACUCUGGGGAAGAGGGCAAUCCUCAAGGCAAUGAGAGAGAGGAAGGAAACGGAGGCGACUACAUGCCCAUGAACAGUUGGGGCUCCGGAAAUGGCCGGGGCUCCGGAGGUGGCCAGGGCGCCAGUGGCCACGGCUCCAGUAGCCAGAACUCGGGAGGAAACCAGUGUUCCGGUGGGGGACAGAGCACUGGAGGUGGCCAGAGUUCCAGUGGCCAGGGUUCCAGUGGCCAGGGCUCCGGGGGCCAGGGCACAGGAGGAAACCAGUGCUCAGGACAUGGUCAGGGCACCGCAGGUGGUCAUGGAUCCGGUGGUGGCCAGGGAGCUGGAGGUGGGCCCGGUUCAGGCAGUGGCCAGGGACCCGGAGGUGGCCAUGGCUCAGGUGGUGGCAAGAACUCUGGAGGGGGCAAAGGCUCAGGAAGUGGGAAAGGGUCCGAUGGCGAUGGUGAACGUGGAAAAUCUCUAAAGAAACGAUCCUACUUUGGCAAAUUAACCCAAAGCAAGCAACACCAAAUGCCGCCACCUCCGCCACCCCCACCGCCACCCCCGCCUGCUGGAGCAAUUGGUGGGAAAGGGAAAUCUGGGGGCAGGUUCCGACUUUACUUUUGUGCUGACAGAGGGGCUGCGAAAGAACGCAAAGAAGCCAAAGAAGUCAAAGAGGAAGAGAGCCCAGAAGGCGCUGCUCGGGGUCCCCACAGAGCCAGGGCUUUUGACGAGGAUGAGGAUGAUCCCUAUGUACCAAUGAGGCCAGGGGUGGCCGCUCCUCUUGCAAGCUCCAGUGAUUAUAUGCCAAUGGCUCCUCAAAACUUUGCUGCUUCAAAACGCCACUCUCGAUCCCCCUUUGAAGAUUCCAGGGGGUAUAUGAUGAUGUUUCCCAGAGUGAGCCCACCACCUGCCCCAAGUCCUCCCAAAGCACCUGAACCUGAUAAAGAGGAUGACUCAAAGGACAAUGACAGUGACAGUGACUAUAUGUUUAUGGCUCCUGGAGCUGGUGCAAUUCCAAAAAACCCCAGAAACCCUCAGGGCGGCUCUUCCUCCAAAAGUUGGAGCUCCUAUUUUUCUCUGCCAAAUCCUUUCCGGAGCUCCCCCUUAGGACAAAGUGACCACAGUGAGUAUGUACCAAUGUUAACUGGAAAAUUCCUGGGGAAGAAUCUGGACAAAGAUGCCUCAUCCGCUGGGGGCUCCAAGGACGCACCAUCAAAGCCUUCAGUUGAAGGGUCAUUCUCAAAACCUGGAGUUGGGGGGUCAUUCUCAAAGCCUUUAGACGAUGGCCCCCCCAAGAACAAGGCUAAGAGACCUAAUAGACUUUCUUUUAUCACAAAAGGAAAUAAAAUCAAGCCCAAACCACAAAAGCCCACACACGAGCAGAGAGAAGCUGACAGUUCGAGUGACUACGUCAACAUUGACUUCACUAAAAGAGAGAGCAAUACGCCAGCUCCCUCUGCUCAAGGACUGCCAGAUUCGUGGGGCAUAAUUGUUGACCCCAGACAGUCAGCCUUUUCUCGUUACGUGAAUGUUGAGUUUGGAGUGCCAUUUCCAAAUUCAGCACACAGCCUAUCAGAUCUUUUAAGAGCUAUUCCAGGUGCCAACCCCUUCUCUCUGAACGGUGCUAGGUGGCCACUUCCUCCGCUUCCUCCCAGUGCUACAGGUGACAGUGCUAAUGAGGAAGAGGGUGACUACAUCGAAGUGAUUUUCAACCCAGCGAUGACACCACCUGUGCCUUUUGCUGACAGUGCCAUUCGCUACGAUGCUGAAACGGGUCGCAUCUACGUGGUCGACCCAUUUUCUGAGUGCCGUAUGGACAUUGCUCUCUCCCCCAGCCGCUGCUCGGAACCACCACCUGUAGCUCGGCUGCUGCAGGAAGAAGAGCAAGAGAGAAGACGCCCACAAAGCCGGUCACAGAGUUCCUUUGCGUCCGCCAGAGCCGCAGUCUCGGCUUUCCCCACCGACAGCCUGGAAGGAGACCUCUCCGCCCCAGCCGGCGCUUCGGCCGCUGCGCCAGCCUUAGCGGUGGGCCGGGCGUUGGCCGCCGCCUCCGCCCUCGCUGCGGCCCCCGGCAUGGGAGCCGCGGCCGCCGCGGGAUUUGACCCCGCCUCCGUGCGCUGGUUCCAACCUGUAGCUCCUUCGGCGGAAGCCCAAGCCAUCAGGGGGGCCCAAGAAGUUGCUGGGGUUCGUAACCCCUCAGCCCCAAACCCAUCUGGAGACCUUGCUGGGGAUGGGGACGGGGCCCGCGGGGCUGCCGCUGCCGCUGCCGCUCCCCCCGCACCACCUACCCGCCGCCGGCUGCCGAGACCCCCCGAGCGUGAAGAUUCUGAUGAGGACGACGACACCUACGUGAGAAUGGACUUUUCCAGAUCUGACAAGAAGUUCGACGCUCCCGAAAGAGGUUAG